Misgurnus anguillicaudatus (oriental weatherfish) is the source of this 4124-nucleotide messenger RNA. Its product is annotated as NXPE family member 3-like. Lineage: Eukaryota; Metazoa; Chordata; Actinopteri; Cypriniformes; Cobitidae. The record is from RefSeq and is a predicted model, not a curated record.
CAUUCAUGCAAUGACGCACAGAAAAACACAUAUAUCUGUAUGAAUGCUGCUGUUCACAGCGCACAUCUAGCCACACUAUGCAAUAAUGAUGAUAAACAGAUGUGCUAAUAUUCGUCUUUCCAACAAUUUGGCCAAACAUAAAAUGUAAAUAUAUAACAAUAAGACAGUAUUGUCUAUGACUCGACAAAAAAUGCUUGACUAAAAACUUCUACACUCCUCAAAUACAUGAAACACAGUUUCCUGGUAAAGAAAAUGCUGUACAUGUUCGUAAAAUUAGUUUUGCUACUCUUGCUUUACAUACAAGUAGUUAUGACAGAGAUGCUCCAAAAUGUUAUAGGCAUUUCAUUCACUGAAGAGGAGGGGUAGGUUUGAGAGUUUGUGUCGUACAUUUUAUGCUUUAUAUUUAAGGCGUGUACUGAAUUUUGUCUUUUAAUAUCACUGUCUUACUCCGCGUAAUGCAGUGUCUUUAUAAUGUUUUACUAUUGACUAUUAACUGUUUUCUGUGCCCCUACUCCAACCCUGCCUCACUGAACUUAGCCCAGUGCCCACUGGCAUCCCUUUACUCAGCCCAGUGCCUGCUGGCGUCCUUGUAUACAGCCCAGUGCCCACUGGCAAACAUGUACACAGUGCCCUCUGAUGAAUCUGAACACAGCCCAGUGCCUGCUGGUAAACCUGAGCUCAGUCCAGCGCCUCCCGAACAGGAUGCGUUUGGGCCGUUCAUUUCACCCGAAGCUUCCCCAAGAAUUUUUUCUGGGAUCGGUGGCAUUCAAGAGCAAUUGACUGCUUAUGGCCUAUGGGAAGUCUUUCAGUCUGGUUUUAGGGCUCAGCACAGCACAGAGACCGCCCUAGUCAAGGUCGUAAAUUGCGGCUGAUACAGGCCAUGUCAGCAUUUUAUUACUACUGGACCUCACAGCUGCUUUCGACACGGUCUGUCACAACACACUGCUCACCCGGUUGAAAACACUUUUGAGUAUCACUGGCAUUCCACUCUCCUGGUUAAGAUCAUAUCUCACAGGCAGGGAACAGUUUCCCCCAGUUCCCCCAGUUCACCCCUAUCACAUGGUGUUCCCCAGGGUUCUGUCCUAGGUCCCCUGCAUUUUGUCAUCUACAUCCUACCCCUUGGUCAUAUUCUACGUCAAUAUGGUUUAAAUUUCCACUGCUAUGCUGACGACACACAAAUCUAUAUUCAUACUAAGUCCUCUAACAUGCCCCCCGAAUCUGGUCUCUUGUCUCGAUGCCCUGUCUAAGAGAUUAGACCGGUUACAAUACAUACAAAAUUCCGCUGCAAGAGUUCUUACCCAUACCAGGCCCUGGCAACAUGUCACUCCCAUCCUCCAUCAUUUACACUGGCUCCCUGUACAAUACCAUAUUCAAUUUGAAAUCAUCCUUCUUGUUUUCAAAGCCCAAAAUAAUCUUGCACCCUGCUAUCUUUCAAACCUCUUGACCCCUUACCAACCAACACGUACCCUACGCUCUGCUGAUGCCCACCUCCUAUCCACUUCUACUGCCCACCUCCGUUCCAUGGGUGACAGGGCUUUUAGUGUGGCUGGUCCCAAACUCUGGAACUCCUUCCCACUUACAUUAUGGCAAAGCACUUCAUUGUCCACAUUUAAAUCCAUGCUAAAAACUCAUCUUUUCACUCUUGCUUUUUCUACAUACUUAUAGUUGCACCACUUCUUUCCUAAUUUUUCCUCCAAUUCACACUUUCAUUUCUCUAUUUUAUUUUUAUUUCAUUGCCAAGGUUUUCUCCUUUUGUAUGUAUUGCUUAUGUUACUAAGUGUAUAGUGUACAUGAACUGCUCUUGUAUUCUGCUUUCUUUGUUGAAUCUAUCACUUAUGUUAUUGUCAUUUUAUCUGCUUUUAUAUGUUCUCAUUUUGUUUUUAUGUCUAAACUAUUUUAUCUUACUGUUCAGUGUCUUUGGGUGACUUGAAAGGUGCUUUAAAUAAAAUGUAUUAUUAUUAUUAUUAUUUCUGCCCUGCCGGCAUCACCGAGGCAUCCUGCCCUGCCAGCACCACCGUGGCGUCAUGCCCUACCAUGACCACCUGAACUGUCCGCACCUCCAUGGCUACCUGUACUGCCCGCACCUCCCAGUGGUUACCGGUGAGGGCUGAACCGUCCUGAUACCAGGUUGUAUGUAAGUUUCUGGAUUAUGGUCAGGGGAAUCAAAUCCAGCUUCCCAUGCCCAGACCCCAUUUACAGACAAAACACAUAAAAACAAAUGCAUCAUACACAAUUUCAGUGCUUGACAUGGGAAUAAGUAAGGAGGAGUGGGAUAGACUACAGAAGGCUCUUGACUGGCCAAGUCCAGAUCAAGAAAUCACACAGCUGGAGCAGAGCACAAGUCCAGUUAAAACAACAUUCACUAUUGUGGGACUCAAGGAGACUUACAAAGUGGGAGAAAAGAUCCAUAUUAUUAUUACAGCCAGAGAUCACAACAACAACUUGAAAUUAUAUGGAGGUGAUUUUUUUCAAGCAAAGCUCUUCAAUUUAAACUUAAAGGCAGGUGUUUAUGGGAAAGUUGUGGAUCACCGCAAUGGGACAUACACUGUUGAUCUUCUGCUACCCUGGGAAGGUCAGGCACAAGUGUCUGUGCGACUAAUGCACUCCAGUGAAGUUAUAAAGUUUAUUAAAAAAUACUGGGAGUCCUCAUUCGCACGCAGCCAUUAUUAUGGUUACUUUGAAGGACCAGGACCUGACGGAGUCAUGAUAAGUGAGAAAGUGGAAUGUAAUCUUAAAUGGGGUCCAGCCGGAAGUUGGAUUAAAGGCAGCUGCUGCUGUGAAUAUAAAGAUGUAAAAACAGGAACUGUAUGGCAGUGUGAGAGACCAAAGCAACUUUCCUGUGACUACUGGGUGUAUCAUGAAAGAGGAGAAAUUCAAAGUCCAUUAACUCCUUUUGAGAAGCAACUAAUUUUACGAAAUUUAACAAAUGUUGGGAUUCCUGGAGACACUCAAAUCAUAAACGUCCUUCCAAAUACUUCAGGCAUUGAGGGUUACCCGCGUAUCUUACUAGGUCCUCUUUCCGGCAACGAUCCCAGAAGAUUAACGGAACGACUUUUUGUUCACACAGACGCUUGUCUGCCAAUUUUACGGGUAUUUUCUGGGACCAGAGGUCUGUGUGAAUGGGGUAUAGUUCAGACCAGACACCAGAGUUCAGGCACAACAGAAAAAUGCAGAUCUGAUUUGCCUACACCAGUUCCUGCAGGGUUUUAUUUGAAAGAUGUCUGGAAGUCCUUUGUGUGUAACACUCAAAGUUUUAGUCCACCACAAAUGAUAAAUUGUCUUAAAAACAAGAUAAUUUACCUGAUGGGAGACUCUACCACAAGGCAAUGGUUUGAGUUUUUUCAAACAAAUUUGCCAGGUCUGACAACGAUUCAUCUUCACGUUGAUUCCCAGAAUGGCCCCUUGAUGGCUGUGGAGUUGACAAAUAAUAUCAUUAUUCACUGGAGGCCACAUGGUUUGCCUCUGCAGUUUCGUAAAAUGCCAGCUGCUGACCUGCAUUAUAUCAGCAAUGAAAUUGAUUCUAUAACAGGUGGUCCUCAUGUGGUUGUUGUCUUCACAAUAUUUGCCCACCUGGUUGUUCACCCAAUAACGUUUUAUGUACAUAAAGUGGCCACAAUUCGUCAAGCCGUGGUUGCGCUAUUGAAGCGUGCACCAAAGACUACUGUCAUUAUCAAGUCUGGCAACACUGGACUCACAAAGAAUGAAUUAGGAAAUGACUGGCACAGGAUGCAGUUAAACACAGUAAUGAGAGAGAUGUUCAGUGAUGUUAAGGGAGUGGUCUACCUCGAUGUCUGGCAGAUGACUUCAUGUCACUACACAACUGAAGACAUUCAUCCAGCCAAUGUUGUCAUCAGCAAUGAGAUUGACAUGUUGCUCUCAUAUAUCUGUCCUUCUUGACACAUGUAAAAUUAAAGCAAUAUUUGAUUAAUUAUAACAUUUACUCACAACAUCAUCUGUACCAAAGUGUGUGACACAAUAAUCUGUCACAAAUGUUCAUAUCAUGUAUGCAAACUUUUAAACAUGGGUGAUUGAUUUCAAUUAUUCUUUAAUUAAUUUAGUAAUGUCCUUCAGAAGCUACAUUUCCCAGAAGACAAAUUAAAGGACAAGUUCGGUAUUUUACACUU